CUGCAGCAGCAAGCACACGCGCCGAGAAGUAGAUCACCAAGACAACCGGGGAAAUCACAACUGUCCUCAUCCAGGUUUACUGAACGGAGAAGUUCAUCAAGAGUAUCGGUUACAACCGCUGUAAUUCGAGAAGAAGCAAGUCUGCUGAUUCAACGAAGAGACCAUGUCCAAGGGACCAGCUGUAGGCAUUGACCUGGGCACUACCUACUCUUGUGUGGGAGUGUUUCAGCACGGGAAAGUUGAGAUCAUUGCUAAUGACCAGGGAAACCGGACCACGCCCAGUUAUGUGGCCUUUACUGACACAGAGAGGCUGAUUGGAGAUGCAGCCAAGAACCAGGUGGCCCUCAAUCCCAACAACACCGUUUUUGAUGCAAAGCGGCUUAUUGGGCGUCGUUUUGACGAUAGCGUUGUCCAAUCAGACAUGAAACACUGGCCCUUCACCAUCAUCAAUGAUAGCUCGAGGCCCAAAGUGAAAGUGGAGUACAAAGGGGAGACGAAGACCUUCUACCCGGAGGAGAUCUCCUCCAUGGUGCUGCUGAAGAUGAAGGAGAUUGCUGAGGCAUACCUUGGCAAGACUAUAACAAAUGCCGUGGUGACUGUGCCUGCCUACUUCAAUGACUCUCAGCGCCAGGCCACCAAAGACGCUGGGACCAUUUCUGGGCUCAAUGUUCUGCGUAUCAUUAACGAGCCGACGGCUGCUGCCAUUGCUUACGGUUUGGACAAAAAGGUGGGAUGCGAGAAGAACGUCCUCAUCUUCGACCUGGGCGGCGGCACUUUCGACGUCUCCAUCCUGACCAUCGAGGACGGCAUCUUCGAGGUGAAGGCCACGGCGGGCGACACCCACCUGGGCGGCGAGGACUUCGACAACCGCAUGGUGAACCACUUCAUCUCCGAGUUCAAGCGCAAGUACAAGAAGGACAUCAGCGACAACAAGAGGGCGGUGCGUCGCCUGCGCACGGCCUGCGAGCGGGCCAAGCGCACGCUGUCUUCCAGCACGCAGGCCAGCAUCGAGAUCGACUCCCUGUACGAGGGCAUCGACUUCUACACGUCCAUCACCAGGGCGCGCUUCGAGGAGCUGAACGCGGACCUGUUCCGCGGAACGCUGGAGCCCGUGGAGAAGUCUCUCCGAGACGCCAAGAUGGACAAGGCUCAGAUCCACGAGAUCGUCUUGGUGGGAGGCUCAACCCGCAUCCCAAAGAUCCAGAAGCUCCUGCAGGACUUUUUUAACGGGAAGGAACUCAACAAGAGCAUCAACCCUGACGAGGCGGUGGCGUACGGUGCAGCUGUCCAGGCGGCCAUCUUGUGCGGAGACAAAUCCGAGAAUGUUCAGGACCUGCUGCUGUUGGACGUGACGCCCUUGUCUCUGGGCAUUGAGACGGCAGGCGGCGUCAUGACCGUGCUGAUCAAGAGGAACACCACCAUCCCCACCAAGCAGACCCAGACCUUCACAACUUACUCCGACAACCAGCCUGGCGUGCUCAUUCAGGUGUUUGAGGGCGAAAGGGCCAUGACCAAAGAUAACAACCUCCUCGGGAAAUUUGAGCUGACGGGAAUACCGCCAGCUCCUCGCGGGGUCCCUCAGAUUGAGGUGACGUUCGAUAUCGACGCUAACGGCAUCAUGAACGUCUCCGCCGUCGACAAGAGCACCGGGAAGGAGAAUAAAAUCACCAUCACAAACGACAAAGGCCGCUUGAGCAAAGAGGAUAUCGAGCGCAUGGUUCACGAAGCGGAGACGUACAGGGCCGAAGACGACUUCCAGCGAGAAAAGGUGGUGGCCAAGAACAGCCUGGAGUCCUACACCUUCAACAUUAGGUCCACCGUAGAGGACGAGAAGCUGAAGGACAAGAUCAGCGAAUCGGACAAGAAGAAGAUCCUGGACAAAUGCAACGAGGUCAUCAGCUGGCUCGACAAAAAUCAGACUGCAGAGAAAGAGGAGUUUGAGCACCAGCAGAAGGAGCUUGAGAAGUUGUGCAACCCGAUUAUGACCAAGCUGUACCAGAGUGAAGGACAGAUGCCAGGAGCUGGUGCGCCCCGAACAGGAGGGGUCUCGGGCCCCACCAUAGAGGAGGUCGACUAAGCUGCACUGAAGCCUCAACAGAUGUUCUUUCUUUAUGUUCGAUGUCACAGACGGCCUUAUUCAUAUUUCCAAUGCAUGUUCUGAAAAGUAAACAAAUAAUUACUGUCCUCUGGACAUUGUUUAUCUGUUGUUGUUUUUUUAAACUCUCUGCGAGUUUCUAAGUUAAAAUGGUUAAUGUUUAUAUUGCCUCAAAGUAUUUCUGUUGAUUACUUUGAGAUGAAGUUGUAUGUUGCACAGUUCUUCACCAAAAGAAGAAUGAAUAAAUAAAUAAAUAACUUUGGACUCAUUUUA
Molecule: messenger RNA, 2368 nt
Organism: Poecilia reticulata (guppy)
Lineage: Eukaryota; Metazoa; Chordata; Actinopteri; Cyprinodontiformes; Poeciliidae
Gene: hspa8b
Product: heat shock protein family A (Hsp70) member 8b
Molecular function (GO): ATP binding; ATP-dependent protein folding chaperone
Source: RefSeq, a predicted model, not a curated record